Messenger RNA from Adineta ricciae, 1527 nucleotides. The record is from the annotation of a GenBank genome assembly. NCBI's taxonomy places the organism in Eukaryota, Metazoa, Rotifera, Eurotatoria, Adinetida, Adinetidae.
AUGUCCGCUGUCUUUCGGACCAUCACAUUAUUACUUUUUCUUUCCGUGUACAUCAUUGGUCUGAUUGGGAACGGUCUUCUAAUCUUUAUUGUAUUUCGACAGAAAAAUCUUCGUACUGUUCCCAAUUUACUUGUUGUUAGUUUAGCGCUUGGCGAUUUCUUAUUUGUUUUAUUUUGUGUACCAUUUGGGGCCGUUGCUUAUUCAUUAGAAUAUUAUCCGUUUUCAACAUUUUAUUGUCGUUUCGAGAAUUUCAUUAUUAAUCUCUCGUUGGGCGUCUCUGUCUUUUCUCUCUUAGCAUUGAGUGCUGACCGAUACAAAAUCAUCGUGAAACCAUUCUCUAGUCAUGCCAAUGAUCCAUCAAUUAAAUUGAAAACAAUCGUUAUAUCAAUAUGGGUCUUAUCAACGAUUCUCGCCUUACCCGAGACAAUCUACAGUGGUCUUAUUACCGAAACAUUUCAGCAAGAAAAUAAUCAGACAGUGGAAUUGAUUUAUUGUUGGAGUCCAAAUGAAAGUGACCUACUGGCCAAUCAUAUAUUUAUGAUCUCACGGCAAAUUUUACGUGUAGUUAUUUACUAUAUCAUGCCGUUGAUAUUCGUUUCGGUCUUUUAUAUUCUAAUUGCUAAGCAUUUAUUUCAAACUAAGCAUAUGAUUGUUACUCAGACGACAACACGGCCAUUACUUAAUGACCUGACUAAAACGAAACGAUGCGUUCCAAGCGGAAGAUUAUCCAAACCAACAUACAAUGGUGGCAUUCAAGAACAACAACGCCAUAGUGAGAUAAAUAAUAAUUAUAAAAAGAAAACAACGUCACGUUCGUUACAACUUGACAAUGAUGAUCUCAAGAGUACCCAGAAUUCAUCAUCAUCUUCAUCAGCAGUGACAAGUAAUAUUCGACGGGCUCGCGACCUGUCCUUGGGAAAUUCAACAAUAAAUAAUAAUAUGAUUCUUCAUACUCUAUAUCAAGAUGUCAAAUCUCGAAAGCAAUUACGCGCACGACAUAAAGUAGCGAAAACCGUUCUCUUUUUAUGCACUGUCUUUUUCAUAUGUUGGUUACCGAAACAAAUACAUGAUUUAUAUUGGUUUAUCGGCGUCAUUGUUUAUUCUGCACGUUGGAAUCAUUUCUGGCAAUUCAAUAAAACUCUAGCACUUAUCUUUUCUUAUACUUAUUCAUGUAUUAACCCAUUUGCACUUUAUUUUCUUUCUUCGACAUUCCGACAUUUUUACAAACGUUAUCUUUGUUUUUGGACGAACUCACCUUGUUGCUCAACGAAGUGUCGUCUUGAUGAUAUUCAUCAGCGCCGACGAACAGGUGACAUGGGUACAGUUAGUGAAUAUCAACAUCGUUCAUCGGCAAAUAAUGUCACAGGAAUUUAUUAUGAUUUAAAUCGAACAAGGAACUCCACUUUGUAUCCAACACAGCAAAGUCCGAUUCGAAUGCAUCGUUAUACCUUGUCGGAUGGCAUAUCGAGCGAAAGUGGAUAUCACCAAACUGAUAUCAAUCAUCAACGAUCGUCCUCGCCGAAUUGA